Tricharina praecox is the source of this 510-nucleotide messenger RNA. Its product is annotated as DNA-directed RNA polymerase. The transcript is spliced from 4 exons. Bases 88 to 483 code for a protein of 131 amino acids. Gene Ontology annotation, molecular function: DNA binding; protein dimerization activity; DNA-directed RNA polymerase activity. Gene Ontology annotation, cellular component: RNA polymerase I complex; RNA polymerase III complex. NCBI's taxonomy places the organism in Eukaryota, Fungi, Ascomycota, Pezizomycetes, Pezizales, Pyronemataceae. Gene Ontology annotation, biological process: DNA-templated transcription. The record is from RefSeq and is a predicted model, not a curated record.
CUCCCCGCCAAACCCUCAGUCAACGCUUCACCAGUCAGAGCCCGAGACCUUACAACACCACCACGACGACGACGACGACACAGAGCUAUGGCCGACAACACUACACGCGACGUCGAGAUGGCUGAGACGGAGGGCCAGCUCAAGGUGGAAAUUAACGGCGAGAAAGACGACACGCUACGGAUCAAGACGCUUCCUGGAGCCGAACCCGGGUGCGCAUCAUUCGAGAUCGAGGACGAGGAUCACACUCUCGGAAAUGCGCUGCGUUACAUGAUCAUGAAGAAUCCCAAGGUGGAAUUGUGCGGAUACUCCAUACCCCAUCCUUCAGAGAACCACUUGAACAUGAGAAUCCAAAUAUACCCCGAGUUCGAGGACGAGCAUACGCCGGCGGAUGCUCUGAUCAAAGGGCUGGACGAUCUGAGCUCGCUUUGCGGAGUGGUUCAGGACAAGUUCACUGCAGCUCGGGACGGGUUUGGCAAGAAUUAAAGGGUGUGAAUGGGGCACAAUCAUGGU